CGAAUGGCCAAAUCCUCGCCGUUUUAUUACACCGAUUACCACUGCGAUUCCAGUUUCAUCUUCUAUGGUAAAUUCUACUCGGUCGCAUGUAGAAUCAAAGAUUACUAAUUUAAGUACUGUAUUUCCUCCCAAUUAUCGAAGUUCAAUGUCAUCAAUUCGUGACAAUUAUCCCUUAUCGUCUAGUAAUUCUAGAAGGACUUCGAUGAAUUCUACUCAUGUUUCAUUACCUCGAAAACAGUAUGGUCUACCGGUUUUUUCUCCUGAAAUGAACUCUAAUUCAAUUGAUUCAACAUGUGACUUGAAGUUAUCUAGUCUAACAGACAUAUCAUCUGCGGUUACGAACAAUGAAUUAGACGAGCCACAGCAAUUCGAUUUCUCUAUAGGUGGGAGGCAUAUUAACUCAUCACACUGUAAGUCAGCGUCAUUACAAUCUUAUUCUUCUGAAACACCGUCCUCAGCUUCCAUACCAACAGAAUCUGAUGAGAGUAUUUCUACAUCUGCCAACUUUCCAUUAAAUAUAAAUGAUAAUCCAUUACCCUUUGUUUCUACCCCUACAAACGAGAAUACAUUAGUCGACCGAAACCGUGGUCGAAGUCGUAAUCGAAGUAAUCGAUCUAACUCACUUAGCAAAAAUUCAUUUAAUAAUCGUGAUAAAUGUCAAACAAAUUCUGAUACUGAUCAAGAAACCUUAACAUUUCGUGACACUACUCAAAAAUCUACAACUUCGCAUUCUGAACACUUUUCACAAAGUUCCAAAUCGUUAUCGAUUGCUGCCAGUAAUCCAGUGUCUGAUGAUAAUGAUUUUUCAAUGCCACCACCAAGUAUGCCAUCUGCGCCACGCUCUGUUUCCGGAGCAAAUAAUCGUGGACGUAAACGGAAAAGUGAUGCAUCUAAACAUCUACCGGAUUCAAAUUCAACGUUCUCAAAAGCUUCGUACAGUUCUAAACGUGAACGUGUCAGUUCAUCGAAAAUUGAGUCGAAUAGCAAUGAUAUACAAAAAGCUUCUCAAAAUACAAGUUCUGACAUUUGGGAUGUACGUGUCCCUGUAAUUAGUUUAGUUGAUGGUUCUUUAAUUUAUGGUGAUAAAGCUCCUGAACGAAGGUCUCUAGAAGCUUGGUUGGAUGCAAAUCCAAACUAUAUGCCAUAUUCCGUGGAAGUGGAGGAUCGUGCAAUCUAUAAUCGUGUUGCAAGUGCUAGGGGCCAAGAUACAAGUAACAUGGAAGCAUUGGCUUAUAAACAUUACUUGAAUAGUUUGUUAGCUAGUGCAGCAACUGGUGGUGGUAUUGGCAAUAACAAUGUGGCAACGUCCAAUUCUCCAUCUUCUGCUGCUUCCUCUCAGGUUAACAAUUUCAGUGCACAACAAUAUUUACAGCAACAGCAGUUAUUAAAUACAUUUGGUGCUUAUGCUCGCCAUCCAGCUUAUGCUAAUUUGAUCGCUUCUGCUUUAAGUAACUGGCAGUCCAUAUCCCCUGCGCUGUCAUCCACUGUUACCUCUAGUACUGGAGUUAUUUCUAAUACUACUACUAAAUCACGAGUUUCUGUUUCCACAAGCUGUGCACCGUCAACGUCUCGUUCUUCAAAAUCCCGUUCCACUGGUAACCGUUCGGAGAAUUCAAAUCGUCGACGCGAUCCUGUUGAAGUAACAGAUUCCUCUCCCAAAUGCCAGUCAUAUCCAUUUGUUUCUGAGAGGACUCCCAGUAAUACUCCGACAUUACAAGAUCCAUUCCAAUUAAACUCUGGUAACCAACGAAUGGAUUCAAUGCUAAGUGCUGUUUAUCAGCAAGCUGCUGCAAUGAAUCUAGCUUACAUGUGUAAUCCUGUAACUGCUGCAGCUCUAUAUAGUCAACUUAUGUUGGCAUGUUCUGGAUCAGCCAUUCCACCGGAUAUCGGAUCACCUAAUAUUAAUUUAGCAUCUAACGCCGUUGCUUCACAACAAGCUACUCUAGCUUCUUUAUACGCUAAUUACUUGUUGUCAGCUAAACAGAUGCAACAAAGGCAAGUAACUCAGCCAACGAAUCACUGGGAUUCUCAGCAACUUCUUGCAUCUUUAGCCUCCACUCUAGUUUCUGCUUGUGGUAGUUCUGGAGAACUAGACACUGCUGCUCUUUUAUCAAUGUUUAGUGGGGCUGGAAAUACUUCACUGGGAAUAGGAACGACUUCUACUCCUGUAAAGCAUUCAAACUGUCAGCAACAGUCGUGCACCCAACCGGACAAUAGAAUUCAUUCAAUCUCACCAUCUCCUACACCCGCCUCUGACUUAACUAGCUCUGUUUGUGCAGAGCGAGAAACUCAGGAUUCCGGAGAUACCAGACAAAUUGUAUCUUGUAGACAUUCAGAUCAAUCUCAGGAUAAAUAUGAUACUACUAAAGAAUAUGAAGAGACUCAAGCUAUUUUAGAUCUCAGUAAAUAAUGAUUUUAGCUUCAGGCUUUUGUGUAUCUAUAGCGUGGUAAUCCAUAUAUAUAUAUAUAUAUAUAUAUAUAUAUAUAUAUUCUGUAUGUUCUAUGUUGCAUGUGGUUUUGUUUAGUAAUCGCCUUUACAAAUCAUUUCUAAAUUCAACUCGGUGCGUUAUUCAAUCUUGUGUUUGCUUACUGGGCAUUUCAUUAUUAUUAUUAUUAUGAUUAUUUUUAUUUGCUUUUCCCAUUGUACUACUACUCUUUAUUGUAAACAUCUACAACUUCACUAUCAUUACUUUUAAAAUUUACUUGUUUAAUACAUGGUAUUUCUAAUAAUUUCUAUGUGUAUGCACAUUGUGUUUAACUCUGUUCAAAAAUGAAAUGAGAAAUGUAUGAUAAUACUGAUAAUUUGUUUAUAUUCCUCUACUUAUGUGCGUUGCUGUAUUCUAAAUGGAUCAUUCAUAGAAAAGUAUGCCCUGUUCAUAUCGUGUGUUGUCCUCUUUUUUUUUCUCAGUUAUUGAUUAAACUAUUUAGAAAAUCUUUCAAAAAUUACUCAAACACAGUCUCAUCAUCUUCAAUGAAUCACUUCAAUUCAAUUUUUAUUUCAAUUUUCCUAACUGUCCACGUUUUCCCUCUCUUACACAUAUACAUAUACAUAUGUUUGUAUAUGUGUGUUUGUGUUUACGAAAUUAUCUUAGUUAUAUUAUACACCUAAAAAACUGUAUGUUGUUGUCUAAGAACACUUUGUAUCUGAUGCAUUUCUACUUUGUGUUUUCUUUUCCAAAAAUCUGUAAUUAUGCAUAUAUUUAUAUGCAUAGAUAUACACACAUAUAUAUAUAUAUUUACAUAUAUUGCUUCACUAGG
Schistosoma turkestanicum is the source of this 3258-nucleotide messenger RNA. Lineage: Eukaryota; Metazoa; Platyhelminthes; Trematoda; Strigeidida; Schistosomatidae. The record is from the annotation of a GenBank genome assembly.